AUGGAAUCUUUACCUGACGAACUUCUCUUAAUUAUUUUUCAAUACUUCAAUAGAUUUGAUUUACUUGACUCUUUUGGUAAUUUAAAUCAACGUUUUCAACGUAUUCUUGAACCUUAUUUGUAUGAAAUCGAUCUUACACGAGAAGAUCUCUCCUAUCAACAUUUUGUAACAUUUUAUCAGUAUAUUGCUCCCAUCCAAGGACAUUAUCUUCGCGCACUAAAGCUGAGUGGUGAACAUCAAUUUCGUCUAUUCCAAUCUCUCAUUCAUCUUUUCAUAAAUCUCGAAUCAUUGACACUUAAAUCGAUCGUAUUCUUUGGCUCUCAAGAGUAUGCGCAACUAGAAAAUCUUCUUACUCAAGCUCUACAGAUACAAUAUCUAUCUACACUAUCACUCUCUCGUCUUGAUGCACCUGAAACGAUUGCGUCUUUUGCAUCAUCAAAUUUGACAUCAUUAAUUUUACUAAAUGAGCAUAAUUUCGAUUAUCCUCAUAUUCAACAACCAAUAUCUACGAUCAAAUAUUUCUCUCUGAACCUUCGUCAGUUCCAAUCUACAACAUUUUCGUCUGUAUUCAAAAUAUUACCAAAUCUUGAAGAGUUCAAACUAUCAAUACUGAACUAUUACCAUAAGUCAACUAAUCAACAUCACCGACCUAAUGUACAAGUACCAAAAACAUUAAAUAAACUCUAUUUAGAGUUUAAACAUGAAGAACCAUUAAAUGGUGAAGUUUUAAAGGAAGAAUUUCUUGAUGUAUUCAAAGAUCAAAUUCGAUCAUUGACUCUAAUUGUAUAUAAUGCUACUAUAGAAUAUUCCAAUUUACAUAAUUUAUUAAACGAUUUUACUUCUCUCGUUACUUUUCAAUACGAUAUUCGUUCAUUGGAUUCUAAUUUUACAUCUUCAUCAGCUCUAGAUUUGAAUCUAAAUCAUAUCAAUUUUUGCAAAAACUACAGUUCAUUCAAUAACUGCACGAUAUUAAAAGCAUUAAAUCUAACAUUUCACGAUCAAAGUACACUAUCACCUGAUGAACAUUAUUUUUUAACAGAAUUUCUCGGUUCGUUACCAAAAUUAGAUACAUUAACUGUCUUUACUGAUGACACAAAAGCUGUAAUUCAACAGUUAAAAUCACUGGUUUCGAAAAAAUCUUCAAGAAAAAUGACUCAAUUCUACAUUGAAGAUCUUCGACAGAAUGAUCCAAAAGAUCACUGCCCACGACAUCCACCAAUAUAUGACACAACAUUGAUCUACGAACUAUCACAACUUUUUCCGAAUCUCAAUACUUUAACAUUCCCAUGUCAUACAAAAUUCAUUAGCGAAUAUCCAACUACAUUAACUAUAUUUCUUAAACAAUUACAAAAUCAUCUUCCGAAAUUGACACAUUUCACAUUAAAAUUGAUGUAUCGGGAUCGUGACACGUAUGAUAAUUAUAUCAAAAACUUGGACGAAUGUUCUUGGUUAUAUCAUACCACAACACGUUGUUUGUAUCCAGAUUAUAAUGGUAGUUGGUAUGAAGCACAUGAUCUUCAUAUUUGGUUGUAA
Molecule: messenger RNA, 1533 nt
Organism: Adineta steineri
Lineage: Eukaryota; Metazoa; Rotifera; Eurotatoria; Adinetida; Adinetidae
Source: the annotation of a GenBank genome assembly